AUGUUUAAACCUGUGUUGUGGCAUCCGUGUUUGUCACACGUUCCGACGGCAAAGCACAUGAACACUAGCUGUGGGAAAACAAAGUAAUCACGGGGGCGGUCCUGUCAUUCCCAGGUGCCAUGAAUGCACCAUUAGGCCAGGUUAGGCGCUCCUGACACUGACGACAUCACCAACCGGAACGACACAAGUGCGACAGCCCAGAGGCAAUAGUUUAAACAAACUUUGCGUCCUUGUUUGCGAUUGAGAGUUCGAACUACCCUUUCUAGAAACACCAAAUACAACAACGAUGGAUCGUAGCCUACUACUAAGGUUGCGACGGAAAUUCUCCAACUACGCUUUCUAGAAACGCACCCCUGGACCAUACCUGUCACCCAGCCCUGCCCUUUUGUCAUAGCGAAGCCUAUAGUUGUGUGUGUGGGGGGAGAUUGUCGCAUUGUGUUCUUCGCUGAUUUUGAUUAACCUGAAGCCAUUCUGGACAGCGUAAAAGGAAAUGCAGAUAGCUUGUACAUUCAAACACUACAAAACCACAGAAAGCCCACUGAGACAUACAGGCAUGAAAUAAGACCAUUAGACAUAUUGGAUAACAAGGUCACAUCCAUGAUCAGGAACAGAAAGAGAUCACACACACCGAGAUGCCAGAUUUCACUCUUCCCAACAGGGAGCCAGACAAAAAGGAAGACCGCCCCAACACUAUUGGCAUGUCAACAGUCUCCUUGAGUCCACAUAGUGUCAUGCAACUGGGAGGGAAACGGAGCAGCUUGCUGGAGAAGACAAUGAUCCAAGACAAGGGGGACAAGUUAUUAGUUGACUAUGAAGUUGGUGAAGAAGGGGACAUCACUGAAACCUUGGGGAGCCAUAGGAGUGUGAUGCCAGAAAAGGGUGCUCAUGCCUUUAACCCCGUGGUGACCGUGAUGAACACUGACAUUAGGCAAGACAGCCCAGAGGAUCUUGUUGUAAGUGAGCAGUCCACAGGAAUACCUCCCCUAUAUGAUGUACUGUGCAACACAACUGAACCUGCCCAUCCCCACCACUGUGCCUCUGAACACCCCCAACUCAAAGCAGGUUGUGGCAACUCUAUGAGGAUGGGUGUGUCAAUGGCAGCUGCUGUGGUCAUCCUCCCCUUCUUGAUAUGGGCAGGCUACGAACUGCUACCCUUUGAGGGCCCGUCCAUCACCAGCACCCCCUUCAGACUGGUGUAUACACUGCGUUGUGCAUUCUUUGCCACCAUUCCCAUAGGCUUGGGUGUGCUGGUGCAGAGUGUGUCACGGUUGAGGUGCAGUGAGCUGACCCCACAGUUCGAGGACUGCUGUCAGAAUCGGGAUGUUGCCAUGCACUGGUACUAUGUGCAUGACUCCCUUACUCUCUACCUGCUCUACUUCCUGCAGCUGGGUGUCAUGUCCACCUACAUACAGCAGGACCUGCUCAAGCUCAUACCACUCCUAACCAUCAUCUUUGUGUUCGGCAGGUUGAUCUACUGGGUGUGUGCAGCCUUCAGCAGUGGUGUGCGAGGUCUGGGGUAUGGACUCUCUUUUUUCCCAGUUUUAGCCAUGUUAGGUGCCAAUAUUUACUUUAUUGUCACCUCACCAGACACACUGUUCAACACUGUUCCACCAACUGCAGUUCCUCCACCCAAAGUGAGAUGGUGGUGGUAAUGACUACAAGUGAGAAUGAUGGUGUACAGAAUGAAGAGUUCUCUGAAGCGAGAUUAAAUGCCCCAACUACAGUGCCCAGCAGAAUUAUUGGCACCCCUGAUUAAGUUGCCCUCUGGGAGGAGUGUCUGUAAUUAUGUGCACUGUUUAUCCACUAAAACCCCUGGGAACCUCAUUAGGUUACAAGGACAUCAAAAUACAACAGUUUACAAAUAUGCCUCUCCUAAGAAACUGAAUAUGGGUCUUCAUUGGAUCCUCCAGAGGGACAAUUAUCCAAAAUACACUGUAUAUGAAAUCAAGCUUCCUCCAUUACCAUUGCAGUCCCCAGAUUUAAGGAGAAUUUGUGGGGUAAACUAAAGAUGAGAGUGCACAAGAGACGACAUAAGAGUGUGGACGAUCUGAAGAGGAAUAGCAUCACAUUCCUUGCUCUGCAGUUUCAAUUUCCAGCAUCUGCUCAGAGCAAUUGCGACUCUUGAUCUGUGCCAAAGCUCUCCAGUUUGUUCAAUCACACCGUGCUGUGUGCUGUUCAUGAUAAUCACUUUUGCCCAUGGACAUUUUAGUUUCAAUGUAACAAAUUAAAUUAUUUAAUUUUUUAAUUUUUUAUUAAUUGUUAGUUUGUUUGUCUUGAUGUUUGUGUGUAGAGUGCUUUGUGCUACACAUACAAAUGUGCUUUAUAAAAGACUUACUUACUGACUUACAUACUUAUCAGAGAAUAUUAAAAGCUGUUUUAUUGGCAAAGGGAGGUUGUGAAAAAUAAUGAGUGUCAAUAAUUGUGGCAUGUGUUAAAGAUAAUUAUUUCUUAAUGGAAAUAGAAAGGCAUUUUUACUGAUUAAAUUAGCCUCACGUCGGUUCACUCACUCCAGUUUUGAUUUUCCUCUUUUUUCAGUGUUAGGGUGAGAAGUCAUGAAAAGAUUCUUUUUAAAACCCUUUUUACUCAUCUUUACCAGGGGUGCAAAUGAUUUGGGAAGAGAUUGUAUGUCUGUUUUAUUAUUAUUCAAACAGUUGAAUAUGAAAUAUA
Molecule: messenger RNA, 2667 nt
Organism: Alosa sapidissima (American shad)
Lineage: Eukaryota; Metazoa; Chordata; Actinopteri; Clupeiformes; Clupeidae
Gene: tmem79a
Product: transmembrane protein 79a
Exons: 6
Coding region: 633-1652 (339 amino acids)
Biological process (GO): regulated exocytosis
Cellular component (GO): trans-Golgi network membrane; lysosomal membrane
Source: RefSeq, a predicted model, not a curated record